Molecule: messenger RNA, 429 nt
Organism: Phytophthora sojae
Lineage: Eukaryota; Oomycota; Peronosporomycetes; Peronosporales; Peronosporaceae
Exons: 1
Coding region: 1-429 (142 amino acids)
Source: RefSeq, a predicted model, not a curated record
AUGGAGCUCGUGGAGGACGACCAAGUGCUGGAGGCCGCGAUGUCCCUACUGGACGAAUGCGGUAGUGUCAACAAGGCCCGAGCUAAGGAGGCGGCGGCCGUGAAGAAGACCUCUCCCAAGAUGACAAAGAAGCGGAACUACAAUCCCAACCGCGCUCGGGAGGCGCAAUCCAAGGAGCUCCAGGAGUUGCGCGCGCAGGUCCCGCUACUGGAGAAGCGUCUCAAGAUGCUGCGGCUUGAGAUAGAGAACACCGACCCGAACGCCAUGACGGUGGGGAAGCAGCAGACGAUGGAGCUGUGGAAGAAGAUGGCCAUGCACCAGCGCCAAACUCGGAUGAGCUCGGAAGAGGAGAACCGACGACUACGCCAGCUCAUUCAAGAGCACAACGAAAUCACGACGCGCAACAUCUCCACACUAGGCACUGCCUAG